AUGCCUGCCCAAGGAAGUGGUGCGGGGCUAAAUGAAGACGUUUGGAUAACACGCCGCGAAGAUGAGCGAGUCUUGUGUCGAGCUUGCUCCACCGGAAACCCCCCAGAACGGCACAUGUGGAUAGCGCGGAGGAGCACCAAGCACGAAGAUUCGACAGACCACCAGAGCGCGUUGGCAAUCGUCAGCGCCGGCCAGCAGCGACUGAGGGACCUGGAGUUGGAGCGCCAACUGGCUGCUUGCACCCGACUGGCGCUACGACAAACACCCCAGCCUAUCCUUGCCCCAGUCCCAAUGCAGCGUGUCGCUGGUGUGCCGAGUAUGGCGGAGGCUGAGAUGUGGCGCGCGUAUGAGGCGGAUGGGGCAGCCUUCAGUGCGGGGCUGGACACAGCAGAAGAUGGUCAAGCGGCUCACAGCCGCCUGGAUCAGCAGGCGGAGCUUUUUGGUCUGUGGGACCCCGAGGGAGUGGCGCAACGGUUGGGGUUCGGGAAUGGAAUGGUGGAGGACGCGCUGAACGAACACGACGAGGAGGAGGAUUUCCUCGCUGAGUUACUGGCCAACGCGGGUGUCGCUGGGACCACCGAGGAGGACAUUCAAACUGCUGGCACCCAGAGAACCACGCCAACGGUUGGAUAUUUUCCAUAUCCAAAUAAAACGAUGUUCCUUCUCGAUAUUCUCGACAACCUGCCGCAACUUCGGGUUUUGAAAUCUCUCAUGCGCGUUAUCCUGUGGAUCAUGCGCGAAACGGGGGCUCAAGAUGUUCCUUCUCUCGAAGGCCUCAACCGUGUUCAGAAGGAAAUUCGCGCCAAAUCUGGUAUCCCCACCCUCCCUUGCCUGUCGCCGCUGGGCAAUGUUUUUUUCAUGAAUGAUCCUUGCGCACUUAUCGCACAUGAUUGGGCAAAUCCUGAAAUUCGGAAACACAUUCGCAUCUAUCCAGAAAUUCCUACCGACGGCAUCAUUCGCGAGAUCUGGCAUGCGCAAAAAUGGAGGAAAAAUAUGGACCUUGAUGCGCUGAGUCCGAUGUACGACGCGGGCAAUGCACAUUUCUAUGUCAAUGAACUCUGCCGCCUUCAGGACGGCCAGUUCGUUGUUCCUAUACACUGGGUCACCGUCAACUCCGCUGUUUGCGCAGAUUGUUACAGUGUCAAAAUUGACAUGGCUGGUGAAGCAGAAAUUGAUGAUUCGAAGACGUCUCUGGUUGCAGCAGCGGAGAUGAAGGAAAACUAUCUGGACCUUCUCGAUAUUGGAGCAGUGCUGCAAUGGAGUGGUGAGCGUUAUUUGCUAUUAAUGCUUCUGGUAUUCAUGACAGCAGUGGCGACAUUCUCGAAAGAACACCCUACGAGAAUGCCCAAUCGUAAACGUGCCAUUGCAGCUGGCUGUCCGAUGUACACUAGCUUUGUCGACUAUUUUGGUGACGAUGUGUCAGGUAACCGUUCCAAAUCCUGGAACAAACAUUGGAACGUGUACAUGACACAUCGGAAUCUUCCCCGGAAACUUCUCCAGCAAGAGUAUCAUGUACAUUUUGUAUCAACCUCCCCCAACGCAUCCAUAUCUGAGCAAUAUCGUGAAUUCAAGACCGCCAUCGAGUGCGCCCCUCCAAAUAGUUUCGGUAUUCCUUCUGAUGAUUUUAGAGCCACGCACACUCAACCACUUACUGUCCAAGACGAAGCAGGAGUCACGACAAAGAUCUGUGUCUACUGUAACGCUGGUCCUUCCGACAACCCGAUGCAGAGCGAGGUGUCGUCUCAUAUGGGUGGCCAAGCCAACUACUUCUGUCGAAAAUGCAAGGUCGGCGGUCCGAAAGCCCACAAGCACUCGAAUGUUGGCCUGGUGUUCCGCGAACCGAAAGAAUAUGUCCUCAACGAGUUGCGGCUCCAAGUCCGGCAUGUCUGUGGUGGGACAACAAUGGACAAGCUCCAGAAGAUCCAGCAGAACACGGGCGUGAAAGAUGCAUAUACACAGCAAUGGAUCAUAGGUCUUGAAGCCCGUUUUGCGCAACUGAGUGUUGCCGACCCCGAACGAUCAGCAGCAAACAUCAAAGCAGAGCUUAUGAAGUGGGUGGAUGAGAAUGACGAGAAGCUUUACAGUGCUUUCCUGCGAACAACAGCGCUUGAUCCUACACGCGAUACCCCCAUCGAACUCCUGCAUACCAUUCUACUUGGUGCAGUCAAGUACGUGUGGCAUAUCUCGCACACAGGCUGGUCCGACAAGGAGAAGACAACGUAUUCGCAGCGCUUACAAGCAACCGAGACAAGCGGGCUUUCUAUUCAUGCCAUUCGUGCCAAGUACAUCAUGCAAUAUGCCAAUUCUCUAAUCGGAAAACAACUCAAGACUGUUGUUCAGACGGGAGUAUUCCACGUGCACGAUCUGGUCUCGGAUAACCAUCUCGCUGCAUGGCGGGCAUUGGGCGAGCUCUCUGCUUUACUUUGGGUCCCUGAAAUUCAUGAUAUUACUCAGUAUUGUACCGACCUCGAAAUAGCUGUCGCAAACCUGCUUGAUGCUGUCGCUGUCAUCGAUCCUUCCAAAAUCGUAACGAAAAUCAAAUACCACCUGCUUGCACAUGCUGCUGACGACGCAACGGAGUUCGGACCACUCAUUGGCCUUGCGACGGAGCUAUUUGAGAGUUUCAACGCCAUUUUCCGCUAUUGCUCAGUACUAUCAAACCAUCUGGCACCAAGUCGCGACAUUGCUCUUCAGCUGGGAGACCAGGAAGGGCUCAAACAUCGACUAACUGGUGGACUUUGGGCAGCAGAAGGCAAACAGAAAUGGGUCCGAGCGGGUACCGGUGUUCAACAUUACUUGGAGAAGCACCCCAUCCUGCAGAAACUCUUGGGCUGGACACCACAAAAAAGCGCGGAUAUUGGCGUUGUCAAAUUGACCCCGCUCGGACGAGCUGAAGAUGAGCGUAUAUUGCGUCAAUUAAGCGCGACGACAGCAGCAACAGCAACAAACUAUCGUGACUAUAUCUCAAACUCGGGAUGGGACUCCGGAAAAUCCUUCAUUUGCCAAUCGCAGGACGAAUGUCGUGUCGGGUCUUGGGUUUUCGCUUCAUGGCUAUCAACUCACACUGUAGUUCCUGCCCAUGUUGUGGAAAUCCUAAAGGGUACCGAGGCCAACCUUGCAGGUUUGGAGCGCUUCCAGACAUCGGCGGUCCGCGAUCCGGUAUAUGGGAUGCCGGCGUUGAUUCGCCCCAAUGGUGAAACACUACUUUUCAUCAUUUCAACCAAGGAUGUUAGCUUCAAUUUUAAUGCGCAACAUGACUGUCGUGCGGCCCAAUGUGCCGCCACCGGUUCCCGUGCUAUUAUUCAAGAACGUGUUGCAUCUGAAAAGACCGAACAUUUCAUUGUACAUAAAGAACUCGAACGCUAUAUCAUCAACCUCCAUUCUUUCCAUAAUGCCCACCUCCUUCGCGCGACUCUUCCCCGAAAUCUCUAG
Molecule: messenger RNA, 3432 nt
Organism: Mycena indigotica
Lineage: Eukaryota; Fungi; Basidiomycota; Agaricomycetes; Agaricales; Mycenaceae
Exons: 12
Coding region: 1-3432 (1143 amino acids)
Source: RefSeq, a predicted model, not a curated record